AUGGCUCAUGAUUUGGUGAUGUUUAGAGAUGUGGCUGUAGACUUUUCUCAGGAAGAGUGGGAAUGUCUGAACUCGUAUCAGAGGAAUUUGUACAGAGAUGUGAUAUUAGAGAACUAUAGCAACUUGGUAUCAUUGGCAGGCUGUUCCAUUUCUAAGCCAGAUGUGAUUACCUUGCUGGAACAAGGGAAGGAGCCCUGGAUGGUGGUGAGGGAUGAGAAAAGAAGAUGGAGCCUGGAUUUGGACUCCAAAUGUGACACUGAAAUGUUACUUCAAAAAAAGGAUAUUUAUGAAAUGAAUUUAUCUCAGUGGGAAAUAAUGGAAAGAAUUAAGAACUGUACACUUGAAUGUAAAAAGUUUGAGGGACAAGAAGGUCUUCAUGAGGUCUAUUUCAGGCAACUGACAAAAACCACCUCUGAAAAAAUGCCCAUUUACAGAAAACAUACAUCUCUUACUCUUUAUCAGAGAAGUCAUAAUAAAGAGAAGCCCUAUGAAUGUGGGGAAUGUGGAAAGGCUUUUAGAGUACGCCAACAACUGACUUUUCAUCAAAGAAUUCAUACUGGUGAGAAACCUUAUGAAUGUAAAGAGUGUGGAAAAGCCUUUAGACAGUGUGCUCACCUUAGUCGGCAUCAGAGAAUUCAUACUUCUGACAAACUCUGUGAGUGUAAAAAAUGUGGAAAGAUCUUUACAUGUGGUUCAGACCUUCGAGUUCAUCAAAGAAUUCACAUUGGUGAGAAGCCAUAUGAAUGUAAGGAAUGUGGGAAAGCCUUUAGAGUACGAGGGCAACUUAAUCUCCAUCACAGGAUUCAUACUGGUGAGAAACCCUAUGAAUGCAAGGAAUGUGGGAAGGCCUUUCGACAGUAUGCACACCUUACUCGACAUCAGAGACUUAACAUUGCUGAGAAGUGCUAUGAGUGUAAGGAAUGUGGUCAGGCUUUUCUGUGUAGUACAGGCCUUCGAAUACAUCACAAACUUCAUACUGGUGAGAAACCAUAUGGAUGUAAGGAGUGUGGAAAGGCCUUUAGAGUGCGGCAACAACUUACUCUUCAUCAGAGAAUUCACACUGGUGAGAAACCCUAUGAUUGUAAGGAAUGUGGGAAGACCUUUAGUCGUGGCUAUCAUCUGACUCUCCAUCAGAGAAUUCAUACUGGUGAGAAACCUUAUGAAUGUAAGGAAUGUCAGAAGUUCUUUCGUCGUUACUCAGAACUUAUUUCACAUCAGGGUAUUCAUAUUGGAGAGAAACCUUAUGAAUGUAAGGAAUGUGGGAAGGCCUUUAGACUGUUCUCACAACUUACUCAACAUCAGAGUAUUCAUUUUGGUGAGAAACCCUAUAAAUGUAAGGACUGUGAGAAGAAUUUUAGAUUGCUCUCUCAACUUACUCAACAUCAGAGUAUUCAUACUGGUGAAAAACCCUAUGAUUGUAAGGAAUGUGGAAAGGCCUUUAGACUUCAUUCAUCACUUAUUCAACAUCAGAGAAUUCAUUCUGGUGAGAAACCAUACAAAUGUAAGGAAUGUAAGAAGGCCUUUAGACAACAUUCACACCUUACUUACCAUCAGCGAAUUCAUAAUGUAAAUGCAUAA
Molecule: messenger RNA, 1578 nt
Organism: Otolemur garnettii (small-eared galago)
Lineage: Eukaryota; Metazoa; Chordata; Mammalia; Primates; Galagidae
Gene: ZFP30
Product: ZFP30 zinc finger protein
Exons: 4
Coding region: 1-1578 (525 amino acids)
Biological process (GO): regulation of DNA-templated transcription
Source: RefSeq, a predicted model, not a curated record